This is a messenger RNA of Talaromyces marneffei, 552 nucleotides long. RefSeq lists its product as uncharacterized. Gene Ontology annotation, biological process: protein transport. The transcript is spliced from 6 exons. The record is from RefSeq and is a predicted model, not a curated record. Gene Ontology annotation, cellular component: lysosomal membrane. Lineage: Eukaryota; Fungi; Ascomycota; Eurotiomycetes; Eurotiales; Trichocomaceae. Bases 1 to 552 code for a protein of 183 amino acids. Gene Ontology annotation, molecular function: GTP binding; GTPase activity.
AUGGCCGGCAUUUUUCGAACCAUCUACGACUGGCUGUUGCGCAUGUUUUGGGCGACUGAAAUGGAUGUCACCAUGAUUGGUCUCCAGAACGCUGGCAAGUCUUCGUUGCUUCGUGUUUUAGCUGGAGGAGAGUUCACAAUCGAUUCCAUACCCACUAUUGGCUUUAACACCAAAAAGGUCCAGAAGGGCCAUGUGACGUUGAAAUGUUGGGAUUUGGGAGGUCAACCGCGAUUCCGACCGAUGUGGGAACGAUAUUGUCGUGGGGUAAACGCUAUAGUAUAUAUCGUCGAUGCUGCCGACCACGCAGCAUUACCCGUUGCAACUGAAGAAUUACAUGAUCUCCUAGACAAACCGAGUCUAGACGGUAUCCCCCUGUUGGUGCUGGGCAACAAGUCCGAUCUCCCCAACAAGUUGUCUGUUGAUGAGCUGAUUGAAGAGAUGGAUCUCAAAUCCAUUGUUCGGCGCGAAGUAAGCUGUUAUGGAAUCAGCGCAAAGGAGGAGACGAAUCUGGAUGCAGUGUUGCGUUGGUUGAUUGCGAGGGCGAGUCGGUAG